AUGAGUUUGAGACCUGAAAAACCGGCAUGGAUGUCCCAGGAGGACUACGAUCGUCAGUAUGACAUCGAUUCAAAGGACAGUCGCACUGCCGCAGCAACAAGUGGACCAACCAAUGAAAAUACUCAAUCUCCAGAACCAAUUAGUGGUUCCGAGUCAACAAACUCAGCUCUUAACAAGGUUGAGAAACGUAAGCAUAGUAGAUAUGAUCAAGAUGAAAGGAAGAGGAGAACUGAACAACAAAGGAUUAGAGAUGAGCAAUUCAAGCAGCAUGAAAUAGAAUUAACAGCCAACAAGACAUUGAAUGUGAAUCAGAUCGUCAGAGAACAUUAUAAUGAAAGAACUGUGAUUGCGAAUAGAUCGAAGAGAAACUUGUCACCCAUUAUCAAGCUUCGUAACUUUAACAAUGCAAUCAAGUAUAUGCUUAUUGACAAAUACACUAAACGUGGUGAUGUUGUUCUAGAAUUAGGUUGUGGUAAAGGUGGUGAUCUAAGAAAGUAUGGUAAUGCAGGCAUUUCACAAUUCAUUGGAAUUGAUAUAUCAAAUGCAUCUAUUCAGGAAGCUCAUAAGAGAUACAGAUCAAUGAGAAAUCUGGAAUACCAGGUUAUCCUAAUUACUGGUGACUGUUUUGGAGAAUCUCUGGGUGUGGCUGUGGAACCAUUCCCACAGUGUAACUUUCCAUGUGAUGUUGUUUCAACCCAAUUCUGUUUACAUUAUGCCUUCGAGACAGAAGAAAAAGCCAGAAGAGCUCUAUUAAACGUUUCCAAAUCUCUAAAAGUUGGAGGUUACUUCUUCGGAACAAUUCCUGAUUCUGAAUUUAUUCGUUAUAAAUUAAACAAAAUAAACAAAGAGGUUGAAAAACCAAGCUGGGGUAAUUCAAUUUACAAAGUUACAUUUGAAAACAAUGAAUAUUCUAAGAAUGGAAAUGAAUUUCUUACACCAUACGGACAAAUGUACACAUUCUGGCUAGAAGACGCCAUUGAUAAUGUUCCCGAAUAUGUGGUUCCAUUCGAAACCUUAAGAAGUUUGGCUGAUGAAUAUGGUAUGAGUCUUGAAUUACAAAUGCCUUUCAACAAGUUUUUUGCUCAAGAGAUUCCCCAAUGGUUCCAUAAAUUUUCACCAAAGAUGAAAGAAGGCCUUCAAAGAUCAGAUGGUAGGUUUGGUAUUGAAGGGGCUGAGAAAGAAGCAGCGGCUUAUUUCUAUACGAUGUUUUGUUUCCGUAAAAUUAAGGAUAUUCCAAACUAA
Messenger RNA from Maudiozyma barnettii, 1242 nucleotides. RefSeq names its product mRNA (guanine-N7)-methyltransferase (gene ABD1). Gene Ontology annotation, biological process: 7-methylguanosine mRNA capping. The coding region runs from base 1 to 1242 and encodes 413 amino acids. Gene Ontology annotation, molecular function: mRNA 5'-cap (guanine-N7-)-methyltransferase activity. NCBI's taxonomy places the organism in Eukaryota, Fungi, Ascomycota, Saccharomycetes, Saccharomycetales, Saccharomycetaceae. The record is from RefSeq and is a predicted model, not a curated record. The transcript has a single exon. Gene Ontology annotation, cellular component: nucleus.